Molecule: messenger RNA, 1296 nt
Organism: Patella vulgata (common limpet)
Lineage: Eukaryota; Metazoa; Mollusca; Gastropoda; Patellidae
Product: receptor tyrosine-protein kinase erbB-3
Exons: 6
Coding region: 111-1007 (298 amino acids)
Source: RefSeq, a predicted model, not a curated record
UGAGAUAGAAUCGUUAUGUUAGACAUGGAUUCCAAAAUGUUGUUUUCAAAUUGAUACUAUCACCAUUAACACGUAUUAAAUGUCUGGGAUAUUUCUUUAAACAUUUUAAAAUGGCGUGCUGGAAUCGUAAUAACCUUCUGCUGUUAACGGUUUUGUUUUUCCGUUUGGCCAUUUUAUCGUCAACUAGGCUGGAACGAGAAUGUUUGGGAACAACUAAUGGCUUCACAAUUUCUGGUAAUUUUAGCACUCAUUACAAGAAUCUGAGAAGUCGGUAUGAGAACUGUAAUAUUGUUCUCGGAAACCUCGAGAUCACGAAUCUCAUGGACAGAUCGAUCAGCUACGACCUUUCAUUUCUACAAGAUAUUCGAUUGGUGACGGGGUAUGUUCUGAUUGGUCUUUUAUCUGAUGUUCGAAUCCUCCAUCUACCCAAUCUAGAAAUAAUUCGUGUUGAUUUACCGUUUAAGCUGUUCGAUCAGGAAUAUGGCCUGGUGGUGGCACUGACGUCACGAAAUUUUGUGCGAGGUCUAAAAGAACUUCAUCUUCCAGCUUUAAAAGAAAUAUCUCGAGGAAAAGCGUUGUUUGUGGAAAAUCCUCUGUUGUGUUAUGUUAAUACAAUACCAUGGAAUGACAUCACGUUCGGCCAACAGACGUCAGUAGACAUAUUGAAACAUGGCGUCGCUCCUCAAGAUCAUUGUAGCAAUUGUUCUAUGUUAUGUGAAAGAGAUGGACGGGGUGUCAGAAGAUGCUGGGGACCGGAAGUAGAUCAGUGCCACACAGGUAUUUUGUUUCGGUGUCAAGAAGAGUGUUUAACGUGGUGUUUUAACCCACGAGCUUUUGGGUGUUGCCAUCUACAAUGUGCUGUUGGUUGCUAUGGACCUUCCGAUUCGGAAUGUUUGACAUGUAAAUACUUCCGGUAUGGCGGUCGAUGUGUGCCAAAAUGCCCGGAAGGAUAUUAUGACAUCGGACAGGAAUGCAUAAUCAAGGAGAAGAUUUUGGCGACCAAUUAACAUGAAAACCAUUUUCAUUUACUUAUAGUCAUUGUUGGGGUUUUCUUUCUGAGAUUUCACUUAAAUCCUUAGAAUAUAGUCAAUUGAACACCUGGAAAAAGUCAACUUUGACCUUUUUCUGAAUUAAAAUUUAAAUGGCUUAGGUCCAUGUAUUUGCAUCUUAACUUUGCAUAAUAUAUUUGAUGGGGUUGUUUUUUAAAAAAAAACCUUUUGAACGUUUAGCUCACUCAUUUAUGUUUGAAGCUUAGACAAGAAUUUAUGAUGACAAUAAAGCAAUUUUGGCACUCAA